Molecule: messenger RNA, 2038 nt
Organism: Plutella xylostella (diamondback moth)
Lineage: Eukaryota; Metazoa; Arthropoda; Insecta; Lepidoptera; Plutellidae
Source: RefSeq, a predicted model, not a curated record
UCAUGGGAUUCCGUUUCGAGCGUAACUAGGGUACCCACGUGGUCCUAAUUAUCAGCGCGAUUUCGAGCCUUUUCUGUGCCAAUUUACAGUGUUAAUACUUGUUUGUUGUUGUAAGUGUGGUGGUGGUUAGUGACCCUGAUCCCCCAGAUGAUCAACAGAUGUCUUCCUCACCUGAUAUACUUACGGACUCUUCCCAGGAGACGCGAAAGCGCCCUAGGGAUGAUGAACAAAGUUCAACACCAAAAGGUAAGCGUGUUAUUGUCGACCCCGACUUAGCAUCCGCAAGCAUCCAAACCAUAUUCACGCACCCUAGUCUCGACGCCACCAAGGUGUACGACGACUCUGACCCCGGCCCAUUCAUCGUACAUGUCACCCAGGAAAGCUCGUCGGGAAGUACAGCUCCAGCUGCUUCAUCCCCGCUUAGGGCUAUCAAGUUCGGUCAAUUUUUGUACAAAAAUAAAAUUUCCGACAUCACAAGGGAUGGUGUCAAAAUGACAGGCCGCAACAGGGUCACUGUAGAAUUUAGGUCUGCGAAGGCAGCCAAUGGAUUUAUCAAGCAUCCUGCCCUGACUGCAAACAAAUUUAAGGCUGUAAUUCCAACCUACCACAUCACCCGGAUGGGUGUUGCUAGGCGAGUACCAGUUGAUCUCUCCAUGGAUGAGUUUGUAGGUUCCUUGGACCUCCCGGCUGGCUGUGGUAUUGUCCUAAAAGCCCGGAGAAUUAGCCGAAAAGUAGUUAACAAUGGAAAUACUUCCUACGUCCCCACUCAGACCAUUGUCAUCACCUUUAGAGGUCAACUUCUCCCAGAGAAAAUUUUCUCCUACCGCGCAGCGGUAGAAAUUGAAAGGUAUACUUACCCGACAAUUCAGUGCCAUGCUUGCUGCAGGUUUGGCCAUAUGAAGGCUAGUUGCCGGUCCAAGCCUCGCUGCUACAAGUGUGCCCAGCCACACUUGGGUGAGACUUGCGAUGCCGACCCUCCCACUUGCAUCUACUGUUCCGGAAGUCAUGCCUCCACUAGUAAAAAUUGUCCUGAGCAAGCCAGACAGAAAUCCAUUAAAGUCAUUAUGUCGCAGGACAGCAUCUCUUUCGCUGAAGCCGAUGCUCGACUUCCUAAGAGCAGAAAAUCAUUCGCUGAAGUUACUGCUUCACAACCUAUUGGCCCACCUGCAAACAAAUCAUACAAAAAGACUGUAUACACACAGCGUAGGCCUAGGUCUCCCCUCAGUCCUGGUUACGACAGACUUGCCCAUCAGGCACUUAUCUCUUCCCCAUCUUCCUCACUUCCUAAUGGAAGUGCCCUCAACUCUAUCACUUCUAUCACCCCUAAUGACAACUUAUUAGACAAUCUUCUUUCCUUAGUUGUUAGUCUGCUGGCUAAAUUCAGCGACACAAUACCGCCCCACGUUGCCCUAAAACUCAAGGAACUUACAUCCUUCACCCAGAAUGGCUCUGAACCCGAUCCGGGUCCUCCAGUGGAAUGCUCAGAGCCUUAAAAAUAAAUCACAUGAAUUACUCACUCUCAUUGACGAUAUCAAGCCCGUUGUCGUUGCCAUCUCGGAGUCAUGGCUAGCGCCAGGUUCUCGUUUCCGAGUUCCGGGCUACUCGUGUCUGCGGGAUGACAGGGAUGACGGGUUUGCUGGGUGCGCUUUACUUGUGAAGCGUUCCCUUAUCUUCUCCUCUAUCCCUACCCCCCCUCACGGACGGGAAUUUAAUGUUGUGGCUCUUAGGGCUUUAGACAUUACUUUCGUGUCCGUGUAUUUCCCUAAUCCUCAUCCCUCUCUGCUUCCAUCUUUUUAUAACAUCAUUUCUUCCCUCCCCCAACCUCUCCUGAUCAUGGGGGACUUUAACGCCCAUCAUACCUCAUGGGGUUCUUAUCACACUGACGCUUUUGCAAUCGCCCUCUUAGACAUGCUUGAUACCUUAGAUGUUUGUAUUUUAAAUGACGGCUCUCCUACCCGUCGAGUCCUUCCACGUCAGAACCCAAAAAGUGCUGUUGAUCUCACUUUUUCUUCUCCUCUUCUUUCAACAUCAAUAUUCU